This is a messenger RNA of Euleptes europaea (tarantolino), 501 nucleotides long. RefSeq names its product nanos C2HC-type zinc finger 2 (gene NANOS2). Gene Ontology annotation, molecular function: mRNA binding; zinc ion binding. Gene Ontology annotation, cellular component: perinuclear region of cytoplasm. The coding region runs from base 1 to 501 and encodes 166 amino acids. Gene Ontology annotation, biological process: oogenesis; negative regulation of translation. NCBI's taxonomy places the organism in Eukaryota, Metazoa, Chordata, Lepidosauria, Squamata, Sphaerodactylidae. The record is from RefSeq and is a predicted model, not a curated record. The transcript has a single exon.
AUGGCUGGUGAACGGUAUUUCGACAGGUGGAAGGAUUACCUCAACCUCUCCAAGGUUGUGGCAGAGGUCAUCGAGGAACGGAAGAGGGGCCAAUUUCUGUCUCCUGUCUCAGACGCCCUAAAAUCCUAUGGGCCACCCUUCUCCCUUGAGGACCCCCUGGGAGCCACAGCACAGUGGCUCAACGGGAGCGGGACCAGUGGCAGCAGUGGUUCAGAGUGUGGGGCAAGCGGAGGGACACCCCAGACCCCUCAGUUGGAGAGCGGGGGGAUCUGCAACUUUUGCAAACACAAUGGAGAAUCCAAGAACGUCUACUCUUCCCAUCCUCUGAAAAGAGAAGACGGGAAGGUGGUCUGUCCCAUCCUGCGUAAUUACGUCUGCCCGCUCUGUGGUGCGACUGCCGACAAGGCCCACACCUUGAAGUAUUGCCCACUCAACCAAGGGAAGCAGUCCCUGUAUCGCAAGAGCGGACGCAAUUCAGCAGGUCGCAAAGUCAAGAGAUAA